Aureobasidium uvarum is the source of this 462-nucleotide messenger RNA. NCBI's taxonomy places the organism in Eukaryota, Fungi, Ascomycota, Dothideomycetes, Dothideales, Saccotheciaceae. The record is from the annotation of a GenBank genome assembly.
AUGUUUUCACGAACACUAUUUUACUUGUCCGCAGUCAGUUCUGUUGUUCAGUGUCUUUCGCCAUCAGAAUGGCGAGCUCAAUCUGUCUAUCAGGUCAUGACUGAUAGAUUCGCUCGCACUGAUGGCUCCACCUCAGCACCAUGUGAUUUAGGCAAUUACUGUGGUGGCACAUGGGGAGGACUCAUCAAGCACCUGGACUAUAUACAAGAUAUGGGCUUCACAGCUGUAUGUAAAGAAGUUCUUGAUCUCUCUAAACUACUAAUCGACGAGCAGGUCUGGAUUUCACCUGUAGUGAAGAACCUCAACGCCUCGACAGCAGAUGGGUCAAGCUAUCAUGGAUAUUGGGCCCAGGACAUCUACGCAGUAAACACCAACUUUGGUUCCGCUGCAGAUCUAGUAUCACUGUCGGAUGCACUACACAAAAGAGGAAUGGUAUGGAUGAAGACGGCACGCUUGCGAUGA